Molecule: messenger RNA, 4667 nt
Organism: Monopterus albus (swamp eel)
Lineage: Eukaryota; Metazoa; Chordata; Actinopteri; Synbranchiformes; Synbranchidae
Product: E3 SUMO-protein ligase PIAS1-like
Exons: 13
Coding region: 780-2906 (708 amino acids)
Biological process (GO): regulation of transcription by RNA polymerase II; protein sumoylation
Cellular component (GO): chromatin
Molecular function (GO): SUMO ligase activity; transcription coregulator activity; zinc ion binding
Source: RefSeq, a predicted model, not a curated record
CAAUGCGGUAUUUAUGUGCAUUAUUGCAACCUGGAUGGAGGAAUAGAUUUAAAUCGCAGUUGAUGAAGAAUAAUUUAACCCACAUAGCAACCUGAUCUGGACAGGAAGCUUCUUCAGAUUGGCAUUGCUUGACUUUAGUCAGUACUGGUUCACUAGAAACUUAAUAUGACCAGAGAAUAUGAGAUGUGACACUGGCGGCAUAGUUUUAUUAUGGCAAAACAAAAUAUUUGAGACAUAUUUGUAGAUAUUUGAGUCUGAGACAAAAUUAGAAUGUUUGGUUCACAUUAUUAUAGCCAGAGAAGUGGUGUGGAAUUACUUAAUACACUUCAACUUUUAAUAUUUUAAAGACUACAAGGAGACAAUGUUUUAGACACUGAGCAAAGUUAGGGGAAGAACUUGAGUGCUUAUGGUCAACAUUAAAUGGGAUAAUUCUCUUCUUCAUUCUAGAGGUCAUGACACUAAAUAGAAAGUAAAAAGUCAGAGUGAGUAGGAGUAUAUUAAGUAUAUUUGCUUCACAGUCCAAAAUGUUAGUUUUUACAGGUUGUUAAAUACGGGCCCUAAUUCAAAGAUCGGACCUGUUUUAUUACUUUUCUACUCUACUUUGUUCUCUUGAGUCCUAUUCUCACUUUGUAACGUUCUACAACAUUCUGUGGCUGCUUUUUCCUUUCAUCCACUGUGUUCCUGAACGUACCCCUGUUGCUGUGUGCGCGUUCACGCAGUGGGCUGCGCGUCCCAGUCAUGUGACUACCCCUUAUCACGCCUGCGCAAAGAAAUACAAGAUGGCGGAGAGUGCGGAACUGAAGCAAAUGGUGAUGAGCCUGCGGGUGUCAGAGCUGCAGGUGCUGCUGGGCUACGCUGGGCGCAACAAGCAUGGACGCAAGCAUGAGUUACUGACCAAGGCACUGCAUCUGUUGAAGGCCGGCUGUAGCCCCGCCGUGCACAUGAAGAUCAAAGAGCUCUACAGACGACGCUUCCCUGCCAAAAUGGUGUCCCAUUCAGAACUGGCCCUUCCUGGACCGCACCACCCUGCCACAGCUGGAGUGGUUGGAGGAGGGGGCGCCGCUCUCCCCGCUGGCCUGACUCAACUGGCAUAUGAGGGUCAUGCUGGUCAUGGUGGAACCCCAUCUCCCGCUGCAUUACUCCCCCUUUCACUACUCGGCCCUGAGAAACAUGAGUUGACCAGGCUGACGCACCACCUGCCCACCUCGGCCACGCUGCAUCCGGUCCACCCAGAUGUCAAGCUCCAGAGGCUGCCCUUCUACGACAUGCUGGACGAGCUCAUCAAGCCGACCAGUCUAGCGUCAGACAACAGCCAGAGGUUUCAGGAGACAUGUUUUGCCUUUGCAUUAACGCCACAUCAAGUCCAGCAGAUCAGCAGCUCAAUGGACAUCUCGGGGACCAAAUGUGACUUCUCAGUUCAAGUUCAGUUGCGGUUUUGCUUGUCAGAAACGAGUUGUCCUCAGGAAGACCACUUUCCACCCAAUCUGUGUGUGAAAGUCAACGGGAAGCCUUGUAACCUGCCGGGUUAUCUUCCUCCAACCAAAAACGGUGUCGAGCCCAAGCGGCCCAGCCGACCUAUCAACAUAACCUCACUGGUCAGAUUGUCCACCACAGUCCCCAAUACCAUUGUGGUGUCAUGGACCGGUGAGAUUGGAAGGAGUUACUCCAUGGCAGUGUACCUGGUGAAGCAGCAGUCGUCCACAGUACUGUUACAGAGACUACGGGCAAAAGGCAUCAGAAACCCAGACCACUCCAGAGCACUCAUCAAAGAGAAGCUAACAGCAGACCCAGACAGUGAAAUAGCCACAACCAGCCUUCGAGUGUCGCUGCUCUGUCCGCUGGGGAAGAUGCGGCUGAUGAUCCCAUGCCGCGCGCUGACUUGCUCCCAUCUGCAGUGCUUUGACGCCACACUCUACAUCCAGAUGAAUGAGAAGAAGCCCACCUGGGUGUGUCCUGUCUGUGACAAGAAGGCCCCAUAUGAACACCUCAUCAUUGACGGGCUCUUUGUGGAGAUCCUCAACAGCUGCAUGGACUGUGAUGAGAUCCAGUUUAAGGAGGAUGGUAGCUGGGCCCCCAUGAGGUCUAAGAAGGAGGUGCAGGAGGUCUCCUCUGCUUCUUAUAACAACGGGCUGGAUGGUUCAUGCCGGACGUCCGCAGACUCAGAUCAACGGAGCUCCUCGUCGUCCAGCCACGGCGGCAGCGACAGCAGUAACGGCAAAAAAGUGGAAGUGAUUGAUUUAACACUGGACAGCUCCUCAGACGAUGAAGGACAGGAUUCGCCGCCUCCUCCUCCGCCACCGCCACUGCCUCCUCCGAUCAAAAGAGCAUGUCCUUCCUUGUCCCCAACCUCGCCCCCCAUCAUCAACAAAGGAGUGUUGAACCUGCACCACCAGGCCUCUCCUGUGAACCGUGCCCCCAGCAUGCCAGCGGUGGACACCAGCUACAUCCCCCCUGUCCCCCCACUUAUCCAGGAUUACAGGCCAUACUACCACCCCCCCAGUGACCUGUCAGAGCUGAACUUCUUCUCUUUUCUUCAAGGCGACAAUCAUCAGCAUUACAACAUGGUGAUGGCAGCAGCGGCUGCUGCUUCAGCCUCAGACGACCACGAGCUGCUCCUCAAUCGCUUUCUGCCCUACAGCACCUCCUCCUCCUCUGCCUCCCAGCUGUUUCUUGACCAAUCAGGAGCCUCCUCAGCAGCCACUUCGCUCACUGUGCCGACCAACGGGGUGAGCAACUCGGGUGGAGGCAGCUUGGUCUCACCUGGCAGCCUCCAUGACACUCACUCCACACACUCGGGCUCACACUCCGCACACACACUCCCUGGGGUGGUGGCCAGCCGCAGCAGUACAGAGGCAGCAGUGGCAGCUAUUUACGGUGGUAUACCUGACGUGAUAUCUUUGGACUGACUCAGAAAGAGUCAAGGAUACACUUUGGGUCCAGGUACGAUCCAUUAACAAACCCAAUCACAGACUGUUUGAUUGCAGGGUAAAAGUUUUGAUCCAGAAAACUAGACUGGCCCCAAGUCAUCAAUUCCGGACAUCCGUGGAAUCAUGAAGACAAGACCGCCUCAAGAAGGGCGCUAAUGUUAUGAGUGGGCAACAGGCUGAGGGUUCCCUUCGCUAGAUUGACCUCUGAGACCAGUACUGACUCGUAACUACAUGGGCUAGCUGUGGACGCUGUGUUAGAAUACUGACUUCAGAUUUGAAACCUGUCCAGCAUGUGAACCCUUGUUGCUGCUACGUGUAUACUGGUACCAAUCUGGCACAAACAGCAAAGAUGCUACCUGAGCAAAAACACAAAGGAAAAAUGCUCUUUUUUUUUUACAAAAACAAGCCGUGGCACCAUGUACAGAGAACAAAAUAUAUUUUCCUCUUUUACUUUUAUAUGUUAAAUUGGGACAUUUACAGUCUAGUGAGCUGCUUCAGUUGCUGUUUUUAAGUGGAGAACUGUUUUUUUUCCUCACAGAAGCUUAUACAUAAUGCCUGUUGCCAUGUGGUUAUCAGUUUUCUUCUCUUUGAGCUCUUUCCUGUAGAAAUUUUCCUUUUGCAUUUCUACAGUAUAAACUUCAACUCUCUCUCCCUCUCUUCUUCUCUUGUUUUAAAUUCACAGUGUAUUAUUUCUUGACAAGAAACGACAAGAACAUUUCAUAUGCUGAAUUUACAGUUUAAUCAUGUACUAAUGUUUUUAUGCUUUUAAGUUAUGUAUGAUAUUUAAACAGUGAUAUAUAUAUGUAGGCAUUCCCUUUAACCUUCAGGUUAAUUGUGUGGGGAGUGUGCAGGUGGGAAAUGAGCCAUUUCUGGUUUAUUUCGCUCCUUCAUUUCCAACUCCUUAUAAAGACAUACAACAUUUAAAAAUGUAUACUUCUAGACUAUUUAUACUUAUACUAAUUUAGAAUUUUGAGCUGCAAAAGUUUCUUUUGCUUUCUUUUUUUGCACAAUGCCAAAAAAAUUUACUUAUGGUACUUAUGAAAAUUCUCACAAUAAUCAGAUUGCAGUCACAUUUAUCUUUUGCCACAGUGUUUUCAGUCAAGUAUCUGCUUCUUCAGCUGUGUUCCUUUGUCUUUUUUUAGUUUCAUGUUUUUCAUUUGACUGUUAGAAAUGAAUUAUGAAGAAGAUUAAGCUGCUGAAGCAGCGUCAGGCAUUUUAAAGAGACAGGCAUCCAUGAUGUGUACCACAACUCUGCUGGGAUGAGGUUAAACGGGUGCCUGAUUCGCUGCAUGUUUGGGAGGUUUUUCAAUCUCAGUAUGUUAAAUGGUCUCCUCCAACCUGUGCCCCACCCCUGUCGACACAUUUCGUGAAGGUUUGACUUUUGACUGAUAUCUUUAACUGUCUAGGGAGUUAUCUUUGGGAAAAUGAGUGUAAGCUGGUUGUGUAAUACCACAGUGAAAGAGGGAGAUCUCACCAUGGCACAGAGCCAGCUGGUUUAAAAAUACAUGACCUGCGUGAAACCCUACAAGAUAACCACUGUAUGAUGUGGAAGUGUCAAAGCGAGGUGCAUAGUAUUUUGGAUUACCUCCAUGUUGUCGCCAUUCAACUGAAAACACAGGGUUUGCUUAUGAAUGUAUUGUACAAUUUGGGGUCUUUUCUUCCAUUAUGGUUAUUAACAGAACCACGUUGUAGAGAUCCGCUGUAGCCGUGGGCACAGCGCUAUUGACGCACAGCAGUCAA